Caenorhabditis sp. 36 PRJEB53466 is the source of this 672-nucleotide messenger RNA. The record is from the annotation of a GenBank genome assembly. Lineage: Eukaryota; Metazoa; Nematoda; Chromadorea; Rhabditida; Rhabditidae.
AUGGGCCAAAAACAGGCGAAAGAGCAGAAAUUCGAUGGAAAUGACGGCUUGACAAAAUUCUACGAUUCUCAGGUUAGUGAGCCCGAUCUUCUGCGUUCUUCACCGGUUUCUAAACCAACUUUUGGCAUAAGUAUAGCAACAUAAAGAAUUUCAGUUCGAAAAUCGAUUAAUCGCCGACAAUUUGAAGUGGGCGCAAGAAAGGGCGGUCGAAGUAAGCGUUUACGGUGACUUCCAGUCGAGACCCGAUACUUUUCAGCUCCUCGAGCGCCGAGAACAGUUGCAAUGGGAAGUGCUCGCCGCCGCCACGACCACAAUCGUCCUGCUCGCCGCCGGAUCGAUUUACAAGCGAAAAGUUUGAUUUUUUCCGAAAAUGCCCCAAAAUUUUGAAAUAGCACUAAUUUCUAAUUUCAACUGAAAAGCAUUGAAAAUGUUCGAAAUUUUUUGCAAUUUACAAGUGUGCCUUUGCAGGACGUGAUCGUUCCGAUUGUGCCUCUGAUAAUGGGCUGCGGAUAUCAUUACGAUGUGGCGCACGGAGAAAACCGGCAUUUGGUUCGAGAAGACGCCGAGAAUGUGCUGAAGAACCCAGAGGAACUGCAAAUACUGCCGCCGAUCACGUUGAGAGAGAUUGACGAGUUCAGAAGAAAUUUGCAGUUUAGACACAUUAAUUCUUGA